Messenger RNA from Clonostachys solani, 924 nucleotides. The record is from the annotation of a GenBank genome assembly. Lineage: Eukaryota; Fungi; Ascomycota; Sordariomycetes; Hypocreales; Bionectriaceae.
AUGGAGGCACUUCUCAGUUCGGGAUACAACAAUGGCAAUCGAGCCUUCCUGCAAGCCCUUAUGGCUCGAGGAGCCUUGACCUUUGACGAAGCAUGCCCAAUCAUCGCGGGAAUCUGGGAAGCAGAGGGACGGGAAGGGCGGCAUGAAGUCACCGAGGAAGAUUUUACGCGUUACCUUUCGAAAGCAUCUGAAGCUGCUUCAAUAUACGAUUAUGAAAUCCGCACCACCAUUCAUCAAGUCACCAGAGACCGAAUCUAUGCUUUUGUCAACACACGAUCCGACCCCCAGACCCAGCUCGCUACGACCUUUGCUCCCGAAGAGCUCUCAUUCAUCAAGCGCCUGUUUGAUGCAAUCUUCGAAACAUACAAUUCACCACGAAUGGAAAUCAUGGCGAUCACACAGAUGCAGGCGAUGAAGGUCGCCCGGCCGCCAAAUCGGAAUCAGAUCUCGGACGAUGCACCAGAGGCCACACAGACAUCAGUCGACAAAGGAUUGAAACAUAGCGAGGUCGAGACGACUCUCUCCAAUCUUGUCCUUGGGGGGUGGCUGGAGCGAAGCACGGAAGGAUUUUACAGCCUCACCCCUCGUGGUUUACUGGAACUGCGACCUUGGCUGAUCGAAACAUACAACGACGACGGCGGCGAUUGGCAGCGAAUCAAAUUCUGUGAGGCAUUUGGGUUUCGAUGCAACGAGCCGAGCUGUCUGUUGCGGCUACAUGAGCAUUGUGGAGACAAUUUCUGGCGAAUCCACGGUGGUCAAGCAUGUCCCAAGUGUUCCACGCCGUUUGAUGGGACAAGAUAUGUUGGCGAGCGGGCGGUGACACAGACCGAUUCUUAUGCUCGAGGGCGGCGGCGGCCCGCGAAAAGCUCACAGGGCCGACGAAGCUCGGCUAUGAACCACGCAGACGAGGAGGAGGAUGAAUAA